Geodia barretti is the source of this 4979-nucleotide messenger RNA. The record is from the annotation of a GenBank genome assembly. Lineage: Eukaryota; Metazoa; Porifera; Demospongiae; Tetractinellida; Geodiidae.
CACCAAAGUAGCAGUCACGGGCAAGUAUUGUAGUGUUGCUAGCCAGUUGUUUUAUCGACCAUCCUUGUUCAUUUGUAGUGCAACAUGGAACCUGAACAGACUGCAACUGAGCUCAAACAAUCUACUGCUGAUUCUGAACAGACCAUCACAGAGCCUGAACAAACAUCUACAGAGCCAGAGCCAGAGCCAAAGCCAUUAGCUGAAGAAACACCCCCUGAAGUCAAACAACCUGCAGCUGAACAGAGGGUCAAAUCAAAGCCAGUCCGUACAAAGUUCCGCAGCACGGAUCCUGCUAAUGGACCUGAUAUUGCAAUGGGCGAAUCUGGGCUCUCAGCAGAUGCACCGAUGACGAUUGCAGAAAUGUUCAAAAUGACUGUGACUCAAGUUCCUGACCGUAUUGCUCUGAAAUACAAGAGUGGAGAUACCUGGCAGGAAGUCACCUAUCAACAAUAUUAUGACCUUACAGUUGCUGCUGCAAAGUCUUUUUUGAAAGCUUGGACUAAAGCCAUUCCAUGCUGUUGCUAUCAUGGGAUUUAAUGCCAGUGAGUGGCAUAUAUCAUGCCUUGGAUCGAUAUUUGCUGGUGGUCUUUCAUGUGGAACUUAUGGUACAAACAACGCAGAGGCAUGCAAGUAUAUAGCAGAGGAUUGUAACGUUGCAGUUGCCGUAGUCGAAGACCAAAAGCAACUAGACAAAUUCUUAAAGAUUCGUGAUGAACUCCCUGAAUUAAAAGCUAUUGUACAGUACAAGGGAGAGCUGAGUCAAGAUUAUCCAAAUGUUUAUACUUGGGAGCAGUUUAUGGAACUCGGAAAGGACAUGGAUUCCAGUGUAGUUGACGAUAUCGUCAAAACCCAGAAGCCAAACCAGUGUGCUUCUCUUGUCUAUACGUCUGGUACCACAGGCACUCCAAAAGGAACUAUGUUGAGUCACGACAAUCUGACUUGGACAGCCAAAUCUCUGGUUUCUACCUAUAAUGAGCUGGUGUUCGGUACAGAUCGUUUUGUAAGCUAUCUACCACUCAGCCACAUUGCUGGUCAGUUGGCAGACAUAUAUCUUGCCAUUUCAGUAGGUGCUACCUGUGUCUUUGCGGAUCCCGAUGCCCUAAAGGGGUCUCUUGUAGUCACACUGAAAGAGGCACAACCAACACUAUUUUUUGGAGUUCCAAGAGUUUAUGAAAAAAUGAUGGAUAAAAUGCAAGAAGUUGGUGCCUCCCUUACUGGUAUGAAAAGGAAACUUUCUGUAUGGGCAAAGAAGAAAGGUUUACAGGGAAAUCAAAAUAUACAGAAGAAUCAGUCUGUACCUUGGGGCUGGAGUGCUGCCAAUAUGUUGGUACUGAAGAGAGUACGUGAAGCACUAGGGUUUCAGCAGUGCAAAGUUUUUGCUGUUGGGGCUGCUCCUAUCAAAAUGGAAACAAUGGAGUACUUCUUGUCUGUUAACAUCCCUAUCAUGAAUGUGUAUGGUAUGAGUGAAUCAAGUGGACCUCACACUCUGUGUAGAAUGUCACCAAAUCGUUGGAAUUCUGCGAGCGCUGGGAAAGAUAUGGAUGGUGUACGGAGUAAGAUAUUGGAUCCAGAUGCUGAUGGAGAAGGGGAAAUCUGUUUUUAUGGCCGCCAUGUAUUUAUGGGGUACUUAAACAAUGAGGAAAAGACAAUGGAAUCUAUUGAUGAUGAGGGAUGGCUUCACUCAGGUGACAUUGGGAGGAUUGAUGAGAAUGGGUUUCUUCACAUUACUGGAAGGAUAAAAGAGAUCAUCAUUACUUCUGGUGGAGAAAAUAUACCACCUGUCCUUCUUGAAAGCAAUAUUCUAAGAGAGAUACCAUUUCUGAGCAAUGUGAUGGUUGUUGGUGACAAGCGAAAGUAUCUGACAUGUCUCAUGACCCUGAAGUGCGAAAUGGAUCAGACCACAGGAGAACCACAGGACACUCUUUCCCCCUUGGCAAAAACAGCCAUUGAACAGCUGGGCUCUCGCUGUACAACUGUGUCUGAGAUUAUUGACAGUAAAGAUUGCGCUGUUUUUUCUGCCAUUUCUGAGGGCCUGGAAAGAGCAAACAAAUGUGCCAUUUCUAAUGCCCAAAAGGUUCAAAAGUGGAGUCUCCUAGAUGCAGACUUUUCUAUUCCAGGCGGGGAAUUAGGUAAGAUAUUGCUAAUUGUCUCCGAUACCGUUUUAGACUUUACGUGUGUGCACGAGGGUGGUCAGUAAAUGUAAUGUGAUUCAUUGUAUCUGAUAGGAAACAAUUAAAUUACAUGAGAUGGCCCUGUGUGACAUAUACCUACCCACCUUCUCAGUGGCACACAGGACAACCAAAAAUGGGCUGCCAUAGGUGGAAAUAAUACUCUGCCUUCUAAGCUACCAAGACCAGCUAGAGCUCAAAGCCCGCAGUUCAUUAACCCUCGGCACGCAUGCACAGCGAGGGUUACGGUAGUUACCCUCGGCGCGCAUGCGCAGCGAGGGUAUAUACUGUAGUUGGGUUUGUCUGUGUGUGUGUGUGUGUGUCUGUUACUCUACAUCUCACCUCUCGAAUGUCUGUUCGUCCCAAAAACGAUACCAUCUACCCAACGGGCGACGAAGGUCAGAAAAUAUGUGGGGUUUUCUCUGAAAAUGCUCCGUUGCAGAGCUAGAGCGCUUCCACCAUUGUACGGCUAAUGCCGGUAGUCGCCAUUUUAUCGCUGGCGGAUAAUACGCAUGCGCUUAUAUUUAGCACUCGACCGGGUCCGCUUGCUCUGUCUAUCUUGAUGGCACAAGAAGUCACAACGAAUGGCGUGUAUUGACUCUCGCGUGCUAUCUACUACUGUAGCUAGCCCGUGUCAGACUCUCUGCGAGCUACUUCGCCGAGGGUUUGCACUUUAGUGCUUUUCAUUGGGUCUGUGUGUCCGUUACUCUCAAUCUCACUUCUCGGGUGUUUGUUCAUCUCGCAAAGGAUACGACCUACUUAACCGGCAAUGAAGGUCAGAAAAUAAGUGCGGUUUUCUCUGAAACUGCUCUGUUGCAGAGCUACAGCGCGAAAAAGCCAAUAUGCAAAUACACAACGGACGGGAUAGCUUAUCACGGUCUGAUUGAUCCGCGUGCUCUGCGUACCUCAAAGGCACCAGAAGAUGCAACACAGGGCGUGUAUCACCUCUCGCAUGCUAUCUAGUAGUGUAGUUUGCCGGCGUCAGACUCUGCGCAAGCUGGCAAGAGACCACGAGUAACAGCUAAAGCUAAACCCAGCCCAUCAAUGCGCCGAGGGUUUGCACUUCAGUGCUUUUCAUUAAUAAAUGAAAGGCACUGAAGUGCUAACCCUCGGCGCAGUGGGCGUGAUUAAUUUGUCUACACAUGCUUAAGUACAUGUACAUACUACAUACUACUAAGCUGCUACAUGUCAUCAUGGGCUGGCUACAUCAGUAGGUUAGCAAUGGUAGAUCCUUGCUCACCCUGUGCACAUUCUGAUGUCUGAAUGGUGUGGGAGAGGAGCAGGAUAUUAACAUUUUCUUACUCGGCAGGCUGUGCCUCAGCAGAUCACCUGCAAUGAUUUUUUACGCAGCCUUGUCCCAUGCAAGGUGUAGAUGCGGAUGACGUACACACUAUACCGUACGCAUACACAGCACUGUUAAUUGUUGGGCUGGUCCAAGUUUACUGUGUUACUGACUCGUGGUUGCUUAGAAGCUCGCUAAGAGUCUGUCACAGGCUUGCUACACUGCUAGAUAGCACGCAAAAGUCGAUACUUGUCCUGCAUUGCAACUUCUGGUGCCUCCAAGACGCAGACCUUGCCGAGGUAAGCCAGUGCUAAUUUGCAUAUUAGCUCCUUCACUUUGUUUCACGCCAUAACCUUCGAACGCAGCAUUUUUACCAAUAUGGCUAUUUUAAUAAUAAAGCCUGAACCUGUAGGAAUCGCUUUUUGGCCGUCUUGUUGUGUGUAGCAGGAGAAAUCGUCGUAAAAGCACAGACAGACGGACGGACGGAAUGACAAACCAAGUACUAUAACCCUCGCUGCGCAUGCGCGCCGAGGGUUUUGUGUGUAGGAGAAGGUAAUUAAAGAGAGGGAGGCGUGUACAUUUAAUUGGGCAAGCGGUGCGAGCCCACCUAGUGGUUUCUUCGCAUGGAAUAUUUAUAUAUGUAUACGACGCACUGUCCGUCGUAGUUAUACGCAUGCGCCGAUAUUACGAUAUUAAUUUUGGGCCGGGCCCGGGGGUUCAGUUCACGUCCAGCAACGAUCCUGCCUCUGUUCAAAGAGGUAGACAGACCGAACGCCCGGCCGUCGAAAGUCCUCACGACCGAGAGGCUCGUAUUUUUCAGGGACGAUUACAAGAUCGAGAGCGGGCAAGGCAAUGAUACUACUUCUGUUCAAAGAGCAGAACGCCCAGCCGUCGAAAGUCCUCACGACAGAGAGGAUCGUCUUAUUCCGCGACGAUUAAGAGAUGGAGAGCAGGAGCGGGCAAGGCAACGUCGGGCUACACAUUACCAUUCCGUUGCUACUUUCUUUUCGUAGUUUCAAUGCAACAUAAUAUGACGACACUUAACUUCUGUUACUUGUUGAAACAUUUUACCUGUAGCUCGCUCCGCUCGCCAAAAGAAUGCCAAGCAUUUCCGCUAGUACUAGAGAUGUGGCCAUGUAGUGAGAUGUGCUAUAACUGCUCAUAAGCUCAUGUCCAGGUGAUAUGAAACGUCAGAAUAUUUUUGCAUAUGCAACUCACAGUGAACGAUUAUUUUAUGUGUACACAUCACAUGAACUGCAGCAGCAAAUUUUGACGGCCUAGAUGAAACAUGGGUGGAGUAACGGGAAAGCAGUGAUGCCGGGAGGGUUACUAGAGAGAUAAAACUAUGCUUUAAUUGUGUAAUCCGAAGUAUCAUUUUAGGCAGAGUUGUGAGCAAUGUCCAAAAGCGUCAGUGAUCACAAGAGGAGCUGAGGCAAUGGCUAAUUUCAAUAGCCACUAUCAAUUCUGAGACUACAAGACUAGUGUGCAACGUAUGAUUUUGUUUCCACGCUUAACAACCAUUAAAUUGC